Acanthaster planci (crown-of-thorns starfish) is the source of this 4884-nucleotide messenger RNA. RefSeq names its product rho GTPase-activating protein 100F-like. NCBI's taxonomy places the organism in Eukaryota, Metazoa, Echinodermata, Asteroidea, Valvatida, Acanthasteridae. Gene Ontology annotation, molecular function: GTPase activator activity; protein binding. Gene Ontology annotation, cellular component: synaptic membrane. Gene Ontology annotation, biological process: regulation of Ras protein signal transduction; cell migration; signal transduction. The record is from RefSeq and is a predicted model, not a curated record.
UUGCAAGCUAUGGACCCUUGUGUUUUAACGAAAGGCGUUAGCCGCUCUUUCGUUUUCCCCCAAAAUGCUGUUAUUAUCCUCGAAACGGAUUCGUUCUGAAGGCCAAAAUGACUGAUAGGGGUUCAAGACGAUCCAGGACCCUAUCGGACUGCCAGAAUGUGGAAAGAGGGACUAAGAAACUGUCGUCGCGGAGCCAAUCUGCUGAUUACUGGGCCGGGGAGCGCGACCAGCCAUCCUCAUUGCCCACCACCGGGGGCCAUGAUGGUGGAGGCGGUACCGGUGGUGGGGCCAUGCAGAUCGACACCCCGGCCGGCUUUCGGCACGUCAGCGGCAUCACCAACGAGAUGGUGUCCACCAUCCAGGCCGCCGAGCGGGAACUCUUCACAGACCUGUCGCGGGCGCAGGCUUUUGAAGACACGGAUGCAACGUUUGCAGUGUUCAAUCGGCCGAAUAAUGGGAAGCUACGGAUAAGCGUUGCCCAGGAAAGGGAAAUCCUGGGAGGAGCGUACCUGUUGCGCACAGUUGAAAUCACUAAGAUUCCCGGUCGAACAUUAGGGUUCUUCAUUCGUGAGGGGGAUGGGUUGGACAGAAGGGAUGGUAUUCAUGUGUCACGUCUAAUGCUAGGCGGAUUAGUGGAAGAAUCUGGACUUAUACAGAUAGGCGAUGAAAUUCUGUAUGUAAAUAAUGUGGAUGUCUCCAGGAAAACCCUUGACGAAGUCUAUAUGAUCUUGCAGAUCCCUAUACGGUUACUUAUAACUCUGAAAUCGCGCCAGAUUGGGAAGGGGGUGUUUCGCUCCAGCUGGGGGUCGUUCACAUCUGACAACAUCAGCCCUGGACGUUUUUCGCCAGCAGCGUUAGGCUUAGGCUCAAAGCAGAGGUCCAUUUCAGUCGGUACAAAUAGCUCCCUGGGCUCGAUGUCGGACCGCAGCCCGGGAUCAUUUACCGACGGCAGCCAGUCGGGCCUGGCCGUCCAGUUUGAGGAUAAGGAGAACAGUCUUCGCUGUAAGGGUUCCAAUCAGCACAGACUGUUGGACUUGAAGGGGCCCCGUGCUGCACACUACCACGAUUUGGACUUGCAUGAGGAAUCGGAACAGCAAGUGCAAUCCGCUCUGGAGCCGGACAUGGCCGGGAGCAGCACGACCAGCAGCAGCAGCAACAGCAGUGCAAUCGGGGGCGGCCGUGCCCCGGCCCCGCCCCUCCAAGUCCCCGUCCGAGACUUCAAGCUGCGGCACCUCAGCGCCAGUGAUGCCCAGCACGAGUCGGAGACCCCCAAGCCCGAGACGUUCCACCGGGCUGCCUCCUUCGACCCCAGCACCCUCCCGGCUGAGGAGGACAGCGACAACAUGGUCUUUGUGGAUGACGAGGACUACGAUGACCUGCGGGAGAUCCCCGACACGGAAGUGGACUCCUUCACCAACGUGCACGGCCUCCGUAGCAGUGUCCCCGUCUAUUCCAGUCGCAAGAAGCAGCGACCGUAUUCGGCCUUCAUAGAGACUGACCACAAGGGAUUUAGUAAGGAGGUGGAUGACAUUAGAAAAGAUGCUCAGAUGAUGGAUAAAAAGCAGUCAUCUGGAAAGCUGAGACGAGCCUCGUCGUCGGAUGAUGUCAUCGCUGCCCUAACUACGACCACAAAGCCUAGAGGAAAUGCUAAUAGACAACAUUCCAGCGCGGGUGAUUCCAGGACAGUGCGACCACGAUCGGCCAUUCUCGAGUUCUUGCCCAAUGCAAUGAGGCGCUCGGGGGAAGGGAAGGCACGUCAACGCAAACCAGGUCAGGUGGAGAAGACUACUAAGUCCAGCCUCAUGGGCAAGAAGGCCGACAAGAACUCAGCAGAGGCGACGGCUGAGGAUGGCUCGCGCUACGUGCCCAAGCCCUCACCGGACAAGAAGACCAGACGGAUAUCUGCCAGCAAGCCGCUGGACAUCGACGCGACGCAGUUCACUAAGUACAAGAGCGACCUGGGCUCGCGCCUGCGCAACCGGCAGAUGCCGCUCUCGGGCAUCCUGACUCUGCACCUGUACGGCAGCCGGAAGAUGGCCCCCUCUCUGUCCUCCCGCAAGGAAAACCGCGACCUGUACUGUGUGAUGGAGGUGGAUGCUGUCCACAAGGCCCAGACCGCAACGGUGUCGGGCAAGGACGAGUUCUGCUGGGACGAGAAGUUUGAGAUUGACCUGGAGCGGGCACACGACCUGAGCCUGCUGAUCUACAGCUACACAGACUGGGACACCAACCGACAGAAGCUGUGCUACAAGGCCGUGGUCCGACUGACCCAGCUCCUGAUGCAUUCCACCCGUCCCAAGGACGAGCCCUUCCGCCUGGCCGUACGGCUGGAGCCCCGGGGCAUCAUGUAUGCAAAGUUCUCCUUCACGGAGCGGCACGUCACGCUGAAGCGUGUGCCCUCGCUGGACCGGCGGGGCCUGUUCGGCGUGCCGCUGGAGGUGGUGGUCCGGCGGGAGAAUACGCACACCAACAUUCCGAUCAUCGUGCAGAAGUGCAUUGAGGAGAUCGAGCUGCGCGGCAUUAACAUGGUGGGGGUGUAUCGGGUGUGCGGCUCAGCCAAGCGGAAGAAGCGACUGCACGAUGAGUUUGAGGCUUCCAGUAGCUUGGUAGACCUAUCCAGAGAGAACUAUCCCGACCUUAAUGUUAUCACAGGCGUCCUGAAGGACUACCUUCGCGAGCUUCCGGAGCCCCUCUUCACCACUAAGAUGUGCCAACGCUUCAUGGACACAUUUGGCAACCAGUCAGCGGACCCCGCCUGCGACGGGGAAAAGCUGGUCCAGAUGAUCGAGUCCCUUCCCCCCGCCAACCGGACGACUGCUUCUUACAUCAUGGACCACCUGAAGCUUAUCAUGGUACACUCGGAGACCAACAAGAUGAACGCCUACAACAUCGCUGUGUGCUUUGGCCCCGUGCUCAUGAGUGCAGCAUCCUCGGGCAGUAACGCCGCCCUCAGCCGGGAGGCAGUGUCUGGCAAGGACGCCGACUAUGAGAAGCACAUCGAUGUGCUGCAGACCAUGUUGGAAGUCUGGCCUGGCAAGAGAGCCGACUUUGACAAGAUCCAGCAGCGCAUCAAGGAGCAGCAGGAGCUCCUGGAAGAGGAGGAGCGCCCCGAGGCCGAGCCGGACCACGACCCCUUCCUUGACAACGACCCACUCCUCGACAACCAAGAGGAGGACAGCUGUUACCACAGCAACGACGACCUGGACGAGACGCUGCGAGCCAAGGACGGCGACGAGGAUGGCGGCAAGCCCUGCCUCCAGCAUCAGCAGCAUCAAGAAGCGCAAGAACAGCAGCAGCAGCCCCAGCCCGACGGAGAAGACGAGUGGGACUCGGACAACUUGCAGGUAUCGCCCUGUUAAAGCACCGUUCGUGCACGGUAAAACUCUAAAGCUCCGAAUCAGAGCCAGUCAUUCUCACGUUUUAUUUAGUUGCUGGUUGGUCAAGUUGAACAGUGAGGUUGCUUCAUAUUGGCCAGUGAUUCAAGACUUUAUACUCCAUCCCGUUCACUUCCACAAUAAAGAACUUUGUCUAAAUUGGGUUUUUUUUCUUAAUGUUUCGAACACAAUUCUUACAGGAAAGUGACUGACACCAAAUUUAACUCGCAUAAUAGUGUACAUGUAAGUGCAGAGCCUUGACAGUGUUUUGAUAGCUGAUUUCUUUGAAAAAGAAAAGGGCUGUAUUUCUCUAAAGUGUACCGAAAAGGUUAUUUCCCAAGCAACUUUGUUAAGUCUAGUCACAGACAUUUCCCUUAAAAGUACUUCUAAGUUCAACUUUCUGUUUUCCCAGCUAUUAACCACUGUAAAAUACUAUAUGUCCCAGGAACUUAGGCAGUAGUAUUUAUUUUUUUUAUGAAGUGUGCUUGAGCUUGAUAUGUUGGUUCCUCAUCACAGAAUGAGUAAACCCAUAGAGUACGGAAGUGCGUACGUCAUAUUAUGCACAAUUCUGUGUGUUAAAGGCAUUAGAGCGAGAACCAGCGCGUGAAUUAACUCGCGCGUACCGUACUCCAUUCGAGAGCCACGAGGGGUUUUCAAAAUUGCAGUUUUGCUGAGCUCCACAAUCAGUCUUGAAUGUUCGCCAUUCGAACCAAAUGACAAGUCUUCACAACCUUGCCCUCAUAUUCGACACAUGGAUGCUUCCGUAGCAGAGGAUGUACAUGUAAUAGUCCUGAGCUUUAAGAGUGAGAAACCCAGAUGACUGAAUUCACAAAACUCAAGCCUGAAGCCUGAAUACAAGACGGAGUGGGAGCUGGUAUUUUGAGGACCCCUCCCCCAUGUCAUUUUCACAUCUGAGGGGUGCAGGUUACAACCCAAGGCACAAGGUGUAAGAAGUCAGUGGACCAGACCUCCUCUAAAGCCAGUUUUGUUAUACCAUGGUGACAUUUUGUUUGCGGAAAUUGCAUCUCUCAAAAUAGCCUAUGAAUAAAUCAAACAAACAUGAGAUUCCUAAGCACGUGGGUUGGUAAACACGUGCUCGAACAUGUGGCUUACAGAUGAGCCUGGAGGGUAAUAUUCAAAGGAUUUGAUGACAAGGCGAUGCGCAUUGCGGUAUGGUACAUGAAUAAUGUACUGUGCAGUGCAUAUCCACAGGUCCUACGUGGGAUUUUUAGUUUGGAUCAGAAGUUUGCAUACACUUGGACUGGAAACAUUUCAGCACAACGAGCCUCUUAGGAAUUCCAACAUUGCACGCCAAGUUUUAAGACUGUGUCAAUUCUGAGCAACACUUCUGAUAUUAUUUUUUUUUAAGCAUAUAAGCCAGCAUAUCCAGUUUGAAUGUGUACAUCUAUACAUCUAUAAAACGUACAGGAGGUGUUCAGAGGAUUUUUUUGGGGGGGGUUGGAGGCCAAAUGUAGAUAUUUUUUUAUGUUAUCGUUUUAUAUGGCAUUUC